Molecule: messenger RNA, 2551 nt
Organism: Betta splendens (Siamese fighting fish)
Lineage: Eukaryota; Metazoa; Chordata; Actinopteri; Anabantiformes; Osphronemidae
Gene: entpd3
Product: ectonucleoside triphosphate diphosphohydrolase 3
Exons: 10
Coding region: 162-1667 (501 amino acids)
Biological process (GO): nucleoside diphosphate catabolic process
Cellular component (GO): plasma membrane
Molecular function (GO): UDP phosphatase activity; GDP phosphatase activity
Source: RefSeq, a predicted model, not a curated record
UCACUCCUUCCACCUCUCACACUCCCUCAUUCUCGCCCUCUCUCUUCCCUCCUACGGCGUCUCCUGUCCCGCUGCUCACUUGGUUCCAGGUGUUUUCUCCCGUCACUGGAGGCAUCUCCCUCCCACACACUAAUAGGACCUGCAAACCAGCUCUUGAGGAAAUGGGCUCCGAUCAGAAAGUGGGCUACAAGUGUCGCGUGGCGGGGGUGCUCCUCCUCCUGCUGGCCAGCGUCGCCGCCCUGGUGGCCGUGGCCGUCAUUCAGGACACGUGGAGGUUCAAGGAGUACAGCGAGGAGUUCGGCAUCGUGAUAGACUCGGGCUCGUCCCGGUCCAACGUCUACUUGUAUAAAUGGCCCGGGCAGAAGCAGAAUGAAACAGGAGUAGUGACGGAACUCAUGAACUGUAGAGUUGAAGGGGACGGCAUCUCUGAGAUGAAGGUCAACAACAACCAGACGGACGCCGAGUCGUGGAAGGCGUUCACAACGUGCAUGGAUCGGAUCGCGCGGGUCAUCCCCGCGCAGAAGCACAACGCCACCCCCCUCUUCCUGGGGGCCACGGCUGGAAUGCGUCUGCUGCAUAAGAAGGACCCCCAGAGGUCCGGCGACAUCCUGGCGAGCCUCAGCAAAUACCUGUCUGCGCUGCCCUUCGCCUUCCAAAACGCCUCCAUCAUCACCGGCCAGGAGGAAGGCCUGUACGGGUGGAUCACCGUCAACUACCUCAUGGGGAACUUCCUGGAGAGGAACCUCUGGAACGCCUACGUGCGCCCGGCGGGGGCCAAGACGGUGGGGUCCAUGGACCUGGGCGGGGCGUCCACGCAGAUCGCCUUCGCCGUCCAGGCCAACCUCAGCGGGCCCGACUACAUGCGCGUCAAGCUGUACGGAUACCCCUACAACGUCUACACGCACAGCUUCCUCUGCUACGGCAGGAACGAGGCCAACAAGCGGGUCCUGGACAAAAUCGUGCAGGACUCGCCUGAUCCAACCCGCAUUCCAAACCCCUGCUACCUUGAAGGCUUCAACAUCACUUUAGAGGCCUCCUCCAUUUAUGACACUGAAUGCACCACGAAGCCCCGAAACUACAAACCCCAACAGAAGUACUUCUUGGUGGGAGCCCCUGACUCGGACAAGUGCGGGCGCAUAGUGAAGUCCAUAUUCGACUUCCAGACAUGCUCCUCAUCCCAGUGUUCCUUCAACGGCGUGGAGCAGCCGCCAGUGACCGGGGAGUUUAUGGCGUACGCUGGGUUCUACCACACUGCCAGCACUCUGCGGAUGAACGGCACGUCUGACCUGGACCAGUUCAACUCCUCGGUCAGGAAGUUCUGCCACACAAGCUGGGCAAAGGCGAGGAAAGAAAACGAGUGGGUGAGUGACAGAUACCUGCGGACCUACUGCUACGCGGCUCACUACAUCUUCACGCUUCUGACGGACGGAUACAAGUUUGACAAGGAGACCUGGAAGGGCAUUGACUUCAAAAGAGAGGUGAAGAAGACCAGCGUGGGGUGGAGCCUGGGCUACAUGCUGAGCAUGUCCAACAUGAUCCCGUCGGAGGUGAAGGAGACCCCGCCCCUGUCCGACCCCCUGUUUGCCGGCCUCAUCUUUCUGUUCUCGGCGCUGACCAUCGUCACCGCCGUGUUGGUCUUCAUCAUCAUCAUCCGCACCUGCUACUGAGGGCGCGCGGGUGCGACGGGAGCGCCUUUAAACAGCCCGCAGGAGCUGCUGUACUGUAAAUCCAAGGCCGCGGUAGCACAUGCGGAGGCACUUAUAGUUCGCUCAACCCUUUAGCCUGAGCUGUUCACUGGCUGCUUCAACCCUGAGACGCGGGAGCAGCUCGCUGCUCGGUUGUCGGGGCCUCACAGGUGGCUUCAUGUGCGACACCGGCGCCGCUCAAACGGAGAAAUUGGGUCUAAGUAUCAAAAAAGUAUUUGUUUUCUUUCACCUCAGGGACAUUUAGAUCCACUAUUGUGCAGGUUAAUGCGGGACAAGAUGAGGCCUGAGUGACACAAAAGGAGCAUCAGAAACGCCUGCGUCCCACGUUGUGUAACCACUGUAUGAAAUUAGGAUGAGAUCACAAUCACAAGUUUGAGCUUGUGCUUCAACACACAGACUCCAGGCAAAAGCACAGGUUAUUUAUGACUUAGCAACCUGUUUUGUUGUUCUCGCUGUAUUAUACAUGUAACUGCAAAGAAUGCGUCUGCUUCAAACACCCAGUGGUAGCACUUAACGUUUUAUACUAUGUAUGACCCCCUUUGACAUUAUAACCAUGCAACAAUACUCUACAAACUCACUGAAUGGAAAUAGCUUACUGAAUGUGCCAUCGUUGUGAGAUGCAGUUAUGUUAUGAAUGUGAGGAUGUGUUCAUAAUCAGUUUGUAUAGCUGUUCCCUAUAAAGGUUGUAUUAAUAUAUAUUUACUCAACGUAAAGUUCAGGUCAGAUUGGAUGAGUCGUGCUCGGGAAAGACUCGGGCUCGUCCCGGUCCAACGUCCAAGGAAACUGAAGUAUUUCAUCUCCUGCCUCAUCCAGCUCUGUGGAAAUAAACUGAUAUUGAACUUUAA